AUGCACAGGGUUGAGGAGGCCGCAGAUGCCCUCACUGUGACGGGGAGGCUUCCCCAACGGCCAGCACAGCCCGCCAGCCAUCGCCCAUCGGGCACCCACGAACGAAGCCACGUGCAGGGGAGCCCAGCCCCCCACCUCCUGCCACUCCUGAGAGCUGAUCUCCCCGCCUGUGUCUUUCAGAAUGUGCUGGAGGGGACAGUAGAGGAGGACUACUUCAUCGGAGGAGAGGUUCAGAAGACCCAAGAGAAACUCGACCUGCAAUGUCCCAUUUCUCGGGCAACCAUUACUGACUGGGAUAACAUAGAAAAGAUCUGGCAUCACUCCUUCUACCAGGUGCUCCACAUUGCCCCAGAGCAGCAUCCUCUGAUGGUGACAGAGCCACCUCUAAAUGCGACAUCCAACAGAGAGAAGGCCACAGAGAUCCUGUUUGACAACUUCAAUGUGCCGGCCCUGUAUUUAGCCAACCAGGCAGUCCUUUCUAUGUAUGCCUCUGGACAAAUCUCCGGAACAACAAUUGAAUCUGGAGAAGGAAUGACAUACUUUGUGCCCGUCAUGGAUGGCUGUUCUUUGAAUCAGUCGACCUUGCAGGUGGAUAUAGCAGGCCAAGACCUCACCUUAUAUCUCUCACAACUGCUGUCAGAUAAUGGGAACAUUUUUGUGAGCACAGGGAAAUGCAGUGGACCUGAUGAUGAUGACAUGGACAAUGAUGAUGAUAGUGUUGAUGACGACUCUGACCUGGAUUACAUCAGGAAUGUGAAGGAGAAGUGUUGCUAUGUGGCCUUGGACUUCAACAUGGAAAAGAUGAAAACUGACUUGCCUUCUUGCCAACAGCAAUAUCAGCUUCCCGAUGGCCAAGAGAUCACCCUGGGCCAGGAGCGUUUCUUCUGCCCCGAGGUGCUCUUCCAGCCAGACCUCAUAGGGAGAAGCACCCUUGGAAUACACAUGCUGGCCUUCCAGAGCGCUGCCUCCUGCGAAUCUGCCUUCCACAAGGCUCUCUUCGGCAACAUGCUGUUGUUGGGAGGGACUGCCUCCUUCUCUGGCUUGCAAUCCCGGAUGCAGAAGGAACUGCUGGGCCUGGUUUCCCCUACGUUCACCUUGAAGGUGUCCAUCUGUCCGUAUUCCAUAUAUGGCACUUGGGUAGGAGGUUCCAUCCUGGGCUCCCUGUCUACAUUCCAGGACGUGUGGAUCACCAGGAAUGAGUAUGAGGAGGUGGGCUCUUCUAUCAUCAGUAGAAGAAGCUUCUAACUUGUGGGUUUCUGGACCUCCUGCCCCUGCUGUCUAUUUCAAUUCCAGAUGGAAAAACCAACUCAGCUGCUUGGGCCCUUCCACCCUUCAGGCUUCAAUA
Molecule: messenger RNA, 1345 nt
Organism: Nycticebus coucang (slow loris)
Lineage: Eukaryota; Metazoa; Chordata; Mammalia; Primates; Lorisidae
Product: actin
Exons: 8
Coding region: 1-1245 (414 amino acids)
Source: RefSeq, a predicted model, not a curated record